AUGGGGAAUAAGCAGUCGAAGCAAGAUUCAAUUCAAGAGGCCAGCACUACUGCUAUGCCACCACCUCCAGCGCCAGGGCAUCCAUAUCCACCAAGGACAAACAGUAUCCCCAAACUUGACACCGACUUCCUGCUACAACCGCCUGAUGAAAAUUCCAUCAGACGCCCGUGGCUGCAGCUCAACAAUCUCAUCGAUUCACAUGUCCAAACGUUUUACACCAACAUCGCCGACAUCGACAUCAUUGCCCCUCGCGAAAAGAUACAAGAAGUCCUGCUGGUUUCAGGAAUCGUUGAGAGCACCAAGGACGUCGAUAACCUUACAGAAUUACUUUACGUUCCGGGGCACAGGAAGCUUGGGUUGCGAAUAUGUAUUGCCCGGGCGGUGCUUGCGAGUAUCGACUUUCAGAAUGGCAGCCCUGAGAUGACAUCUCUCGACAGACAGGUUGUGGAGCUCAUGAGCCGCUUCAAGACACUGCGGCCUGAACGAAGUCCAGAAGAAGAGGCUGCUAUCGCCCACUGGCGUAUGAUCACCGCCUUUUUCCUGGCCCCAGACUCGAAGCACUCAAGAGCGGAUCUCGCCGGGGAGAUUCCAUGUGUGGACGUUCUCGUCAACUUCCUCGGGCUCUUCAAGCGACAUUCGGAUAUUGCCAACCCGGAGUGGGCCGAACAAGGAACGAGCAACGCAGACCAAGAUUGGAAGGGGAGCAUCAGGACCAUCGCCGUCCACGCCAUCGGCAUUGGAGAGAAACUAUUCUACCACCCCUCCACCUGGACCUUUCGCUGGUGCUCGCAUCGCAAGGAACAACAAAGAGAAGCCUCGCAGAUAGUGCUAUUCCCAGCUCUUGUUGAGGACGUGCUGUCAAACAGCAGCAAGAGACGUCACAACACCAUUCAGGCAGCCGACAUCUCUCCUGCCUUUGUGUUCUCACCGAAUGGCACCGUAAUACCGGCACCAGAACAACAACUAGAUCGAAUACCGGCAACGGCGUCACCGAGCAGAUCACCGAGCUCCACUGCCUCGAGGCCAGCCAGCAUAGGAUCCGGCGGCGGUGGCGGCGGCGGAGGAAGUGGCGGAGCACGCUGCACUCCGAACCAAGUCAUUUCCGCCAGAUCAUCACGAAGGAGCUACUUUGGAGAAGACAGCCCUCAGAACCAUUAUGUGACGGUGAAUGGCGAUACAGGAUACUCGACACCAAUACCACCGGGGUCAAAUGUGAAUAUUGUCGUUGUCCCAAGACGGCCGUCAACCUCUCGCACCGGCAGCGGCACGCUGGUCUCCCCGGUGAUGAUUUACAAGCGUCUCAAGGAGAUGCCUUACCCAAAGCACUCAAUUCCCCGACAGUCCAUUCUCCAACACAAGUGA
Podospora pseudopauciseta is the source of this 1362-nucleotide messenger RNA. RefSeq lists its product as uncharacterized. The coding region runs from base 1 to 1362 and encodes 453 amino acids. The record is from RefSeq and is a predicted model, not a curated record. NCBI's taxonomy places the organism in Eukaryota, Fungi, Ascomycota, Sordariomycetes, Sordariales, Podosporaceae. The transcript has 2 exons.